Molecule: messenger RNA, 990 nt
Organism: Salarias fasciatus (jewelled blenny)
Lineage: Eukaryota; Metazoa; Chordata; Actinopteri; Blenniiformes; Blenniidae
Product: ras-related protein ralB-B-like
Exons: 5
Coding region: 319-924 (201 amino acids)
Biological process (GO): signal transduction
Cellular component (GO): membrane
Molecular function (GO): GTPase activity; GTP binding
Source: RefSeq, a predicted model, not a curated record
GCUGCUUCACUAGCCAGCUAUCUGACUAUCUGAGUGGCACCGCGUUCGACCAAUAGCGAAAGUUCAACCCGCGGUUUCGUCCAAUCAGAGGCGUCGUUUAGUGAAAGGGGGCGGGACUGCGAGUGUAGCGUCUGUUUAGUGUAGAAAGUGGUUUCCAGCUGUCAGCUGAGGGGAAGCUGAAGCUCAGUGUUGACAGCAGGACUCACAGUUCCUCUUUAAUCGCCGCCGGACGCCGUGUCCCUUUGUUUUUCCGUGGUUUUCAGGUCUUCGGGUCUCGGGGCUGAGCUGUGAGCCUCCAGACACACACACACCAGAGCCAUGGCCUCUGGUAAGAACAAGAACCAGACGUCUCUGGUCCUCCACAAAGUCAUCAUGGUGGGCAGCGGCGGCGUGGGGAAGUCGGCCCUCACCCUGCAGUUCAUGUACGACGAGUUCGUGGAGGACUACGAGCCCACGAAGGCCGACAGCUACAGGAAGAAGGUGGUGCUGGACGGCGAGGACGUCCAGAUCGACAUCCUGGACACGGCGGGGCAGGAGGACUACGCCGCCAUCAGGGACAACUACUUCCGCAGCGGCGAGGGCUUCCUGCUGGUCUUCUCCAUCACGGAGCACGAGUCCUUCACGGCCACGUCGGAGUUCAGGGAGCAGAUCCUGCGGGUGAAGGAGGAGGAGGCCAUCCCGCUCCUCGUGGUCGGGAACAAGUCGGACCUGGAGGAGCGGCGGCAGGUGUCGGCCGAGGAGGCGGCCGCCAAGGCCGGGGAGUGGGGCGUCCAGUACGUGGAGACGUCGGCCAAGACCAGAGCCAACGUGGACAAGGUGUUCUUCGACCUCAUGCGCGAGGUGAGGAAGAAGAAGAUGUCGGAGAGCAAAGACAAGAACGGGCCGAGCGGGAAGAAGAAGAAGAAGCGCUGCUGCAUCCUGUAGGGCGGAGUCCCAGGUGACCACGUGCCAAAAAAACCCAACAAAUCGAAUAAAACACAGAAUCUAAAA